AUGCUCGACACUUACUCGGGUACUGGUGGGGUGUCGCGAGAGGUCCCCAUGGCUGGCUCCCUGCCAGUACUCUCCAUUCGCUCUGGGAUUGUCCCUGUUGGGCAGACACUCGGUCUCGCAAGGAAACGUCACAGUGAGCCUUUCAACGGCUCCAUCGGUGACUUGACGCAAGGGUACUCAGGGCGCUGGCAGGUUGUCAGGCUCUACAUCUGUGCUCUGCCCAAGACCGAAGGCGCCUGA
Fusarium redolens is the source of this 240-nucleotide messenger RNA. RefSeq lists its product as uncharacterized. The transcript is spliced from 2 exons. The record is from RefSeq and is a predicted model, not a curated record. NCBI's taxonomy places the organism in Eukaryota, Fungi, Ascomycota, Sordariomycetes, Hypocreales, Nectriaceae. The coding region runs from base 1 to 240 and encodes 79 amino acids.